Cadophora gregata is the source of this 2880-nucleotide messenger RNA. RefSeq names its product coatomer subunit beta (gene SEC26). The transcript is spliced from 4 exons. The record is from RefSeq and is a predicted model, not a curated record. Gene Ontology annotation, molecular function: structural molecule activity. NCBI's taxonomy places the organism in Eukaryota, Fungi, Ascomycota, Leotiomycetes, Helotiales, Ploettnerulaceae. Gene Ontology annotation, cellular component: cytoplasm; COPI vesicle coat. The coding region runs from base 1 to 2880 and encodes 959 amino acids. Gene Ontology annotation, biological process: endoplasmic reticulum to Golgi vesicle-mediated transport; intracellular protein transport; intra-Golgi vesicle-mediated transport.
AUGGCUUCUUUCUUGGAGAGUUCAUACAGUUUGGUUCACCAGGACAAUGCCGCCGAUGUCCCUACCAUGUCCGAGCUGCGGACGCAGCUGGAAAAGGGAACUGAUGAGAGCAAGGUGGAAACGAUGAAGCGCAUUUUGACAAUCAUGCUGAAUGGGGACCCAAUGCCUCAACUACUCAUGCACAUCAUUCGAUUCGUCAUGCCGUCAAAGCACAAGGCUCUCAAGAAACUAUUGUACUUCUACUACGAAAUAUGCCCGAAGCUCGAUGCCAGUGGGAAGCUGAAGCAAGAGAUGAUUCUCGUGUGUAACGGUAUUCAGAACGACCUUCAGCACCCCAACGAAUACAUUCGAGGUAAUACCUUGCGCUUCCUAUGCAAGCUUCGAGAAACAGAGCUCAUCGAACCACUCCUCUCGUGUGCCCGCUCCUGCCUCGAGCAUAGACAUGCAUAUGUCCGAAAGAAUGCUGUGUUCGCGGUCGCCUCCAUAUUCCAACACUCCGAGAGUCUCAUGCCCGACGCACCAGAGUUAAUAGCGACCUUCUUGGAGACCGAGACAGACCACACUUGCAAGAGGAAUGCAUUUGCGGCUUUGGUUAGUAUUAGCCAUGACAAGUCUUUGGCAUACCUUAGCAGUGUUUUCGAUGGAAUCCCAAAUGCAGACGAACUUCUACAAUUGGUUGAGCUGGAAUUCAUCCGCAAGGAUGCUAUUCAGAACUCGCAGAAUAAGGCUCGGUAUUUACGUCUCAUUUUUGAUCUCUUGGAAGCUGGUGCAACAACAGUGGUCUAUGAGGCAGCCUCGUCCUUGACUGCACUGACGAGCAAUCCGGUGGCUGUAAAAGCUGCCGCCGCAAAGUUCAUCGAAUUGAGCAUCAAAGAAGCGGACAACAAUGUCAAGCUGAUUGUACUUGAUCGUGUGGAUGUGCUGAGACAGAAGAAUGAGGGUGUUUUGGACGACCUCAUCAUGGAAAUUCUGCGGGUUCUUUCGAGUCCGGACAUCGAUGUGCGAAAGAAGGCCUUGGAAAUCGCAAUGGAAAUGGUCUCCAGCAAGAACGUUGAAGAAGUUGUGUUGCUUCUGAAAAAGGAGCUUUCCAAAACUGUGGAUCAGGAGUUCGAGAAGAACAAUGAGUAUCGCCAAUUGCUCAUCCACUCGAUUCAUCAAUGCGCUAUCAAGUUUUCCGAGGUAGCUGCAAGCGUUGUAGAUCUUUUGAUGGAUUUCAUUGCGGACUUCAACAACACUUCUGCUGUUGAUGUAAUUUCUUUCGUGAAGGAGGUGGUCGAGAAAUUUCCCAAAUUGCGCCCUUCCAUUGUCGAGCGUUUAGUCUCGACUUUGAGCGAGGUACGAGCCGGAAAGGUCUAUCGAGGUGCCCUUUGGAUUGUUGGAGAAUAUUCUCUUGAAGCCAAUGACAUUCGAGAUGCUUGGAAAAGAAUACGAGCAAGCUUAGGCGAGAUUCCAAUCUUGGCAUCAGAGCAGCGACUCCUGGACGAGGUUGCGGAUGGCCAAGAAUCAACCAAGGAGCCAGAACAAGUCAACGGACAUUCCAAAACUGCGCCAACUGGCUCGAGGAGGGUACUUGCUGAUGGUACUUACGCCACAGAAAGUGCUUUGACCAGCCAGUCGGCAGUUGCUGCAAAAUUAGAAGCUGUCAAGGCAGCACAAAAACCACCUCUUCGUCAACUCAUCCUCGACGGCGACUAUUACCUCGCUUCCGUACUCUCAUCCACUCUCACAAAGCUUGUCAUGCGCCACUCGGAGAUUUCGCCUGACAAAGCACGCACGAAUGCCUUACGCGCCGAAGCCAUGUUGAUCAUGAUCUCUAUUAUCCGCGUUGGCCAAUCGCAGUUCGUCAAGGCACCUAUUGAUGAAGACUCCGUGGACAGAAUCAUGACCUGUGUCAGAUCCCUUGCGGAAUUUGCUCAAAACAAGGAUCUCGAGACCGUGUUCUUGGAUGAUACACGCAAGGCUUUCCGUGCAAUGGUGCAGGUGGAAGAGAAGAAACGAGCUGCCAAGGAAGCCGUUGAGAAAGCUAAGACUGCAGUCCAAGUUGACGAUGUUGUCUCAAUUCGGCAAUUGGCAAAGAAGAACGCCGGCGAUGGUACUGAUGAGAUUGAGCUUGAUCUUGAAAAAGCUACAGGCGGAGAUUCGGCUGUCGAAGAUAUGUCGUCAAAACUUAGCCGAGUCGUUCAGUUGACCGGCUUCUCAGACCCAGUUUAUGCUGAGGCAUAUGUCAAGGUCCACCAAUUCGAUAUUGUGCUGGAUGUUCUCUUAGUAAACCAGACAACGGAGACUCUCCAAAACCUCUCGGUUGAAUUCGCUACUCUGGGCGAUCUGAAGGUUGUCGAACGACCAACUACUCAAAAUCUCGGUCCACACGACUUCCAAAAUGUUCAAUCUACAAUCAAAGUCUCCUCCACAGAUACUGGGGUUAUCUUUGGGAAUGUUGUUUAUGACGGUGCCAGCUCUACCGAGAACAAUGUUGUCAUUUUGAAUGAUGUCCAUGUCGAUAUCAUGGAUUAUAUCCAACCUGCAAUCUGCACAGAAACUCAAUUCCGCACUAUGUGGACCGAGUUCGAAUGGGAGAAUAAGGUCAACAUCAACUCCAAGGCCAAGUCAUUGCGGGAUUUCCUCACACAACUUAUGGCGUGCACAAAUAUGAGCUGUCUAACCCCCGAGGCUUCGCUGAAGGGCGAUUGCCAGUUCUUAAGUGCAAACCUCUAUGCUCGAAGUGUUUUUGGCGAGGACGCACUGGCGAAUUUGAGCAUCGAAAAGGAGGGAGAGGAUGGUCCAGUGACUGGAUUUGUUCGUAUUCGCAGUAGAUCACAAGGUCUCGCUCUCAGUCUUGGGUCGCUUAAAGGUUUGAACAAGGUUGGGGAAGUUGCUUGA